Messenger RNA from Amphibalanus amphitrite, 1209 nucleotides. Its product is annotated as secretory phospholipase A2 receptor-like. Bases 128 to 1102 code for a protein of 324 amino acids. The transcript has 3 exons. Gene Ontology annotation, biological process: biological process involved in interspecies interaction between organisms. Lineage: Eukaryota; Metazoa; Arthropoda; Thecostraca; Balanomorpha; Balanidae. Gene Ontology annotation, molecular function: carbohydrate binding. The record is from RefSeq and is a predicted model, not a curated record. Gene Ontology annotation, cellular component: external side of plasma membrane.
CACCGUCCGUCACUCGUCAUUCGUCGUCCGUCGCCCGUCGUCCGUCAUCCGUCGUCCGUCGUUCGUCGUCCUUCGUUCGCCAAUUCCGUCGUCCGUCGUCCGUCGUUCGUCGUCGCUCGUCGUCACCAUGGCCACCUUCAACGGCUGGCUCCUGAGGACCGUCAUGCUCGUCUGCGUGCAGCUGGCCAUUCCGUCCAACGCCAGCCUUCUCAGCGACUCCGCCUGUCCGGACGGCUGGGUGGGUCCCCACCGAAGUGUCUGCUACCGGCUGAGUGACGAGUAUCUGGACUGGAAUGAAGCCAACGCUAGCGGCUGUCAGGAGCUCCAGGAGGGCGCCUAUCUGGCCUCGGUGACGCAUGCCAACAAGGCCUUCCUGUCGAAGCAGGAGUCCAUCAUCGCCUCGGACUACUACUGGGUGGGUCUGCGCUCCGGGGACGCCGAGUGGAACAGCGGCACGGCGGCUGCCGAGCCGCUGGACUACACCAACUGGGAGGUGGUGCGUCACCAGGAGCCCAGUGGUUCCAGCGUCACCAACGACGACUGCGUGCUCCUCAUCGGCGAGGUGCCUAAUGACGAGGAGUACGGCGCCAGCGGUACCUGGAUGGACUGGGACUGCAGCCUGGAGGCAUACUUCCUCUGCGAAUUGAAAAAGGAUCCUGAAGUCGCCUGCCCGAACAAACACUGGAUAAGACAUAACGACGCCUGUUACAUGCUGCACGACAUUCAGAACAAGACGUUCACUGAGGCAGAGGAGCGGUGCGACCAGCUCCAGCCGGGAGCCACGCUGGGCUCCGUGGCCGACUACGACGCCCUGGUGAGGAUCGUGCCUGGCAUGGACACCGCCGCCUACUACUGGAUCGGUCUGCGGUCCACUCCCGCUCCCGACGGCCGCCUGCGCUGGCGCACCGCCGACGCCGCCGAGGUCCUCUCCACCCACUGGUGGUACGCCGAGUACGACGAGCCGAACGGCGCGCGCAUUGGGCCCGACCACGACUGUGUGAGGGUGAGCGGUCGCCGCUCGGCGGAGCUGUACACGACCGGAGAGUGGGAGGACCAGCACUGCGGCCGCCGGUCCCGCUUCCUCUGCGCACUGCGCGUCUGAGGAGGCGUGUCCGCCCAGCGGUCUGCCCUGAGUCGGAGACAGAGCGGAAGGCUGCGUUCUGUGGGGAAUAUACUACAUUUGUGCUGGAAUACACUUCCUAAUGCCUG